AUGAAAUAUCCAUUCAUAGAACAGGUUUAUGGUGUCGAGACUGCAGCUACUCAAAACGCAGAAGAUUUGAAACAUACGAGAGUAGAGAAAAAUGAGGCAGCGGCAUUGGACGACGAUGAGGUAAUUGAUCUUUCUAUUUUAUUUAGUCAAACUAAUGCAGCUAAUACUUCUUUUUCAGAUAUGUCAGUAGAGCCAAAGAUAGAGGAGCCCAAACGGAAUGUGGUGGAGAAUUUUUCCAAGGAUGAGGUACAUGUACAUUUGGUGAAAAAUUUUGACGAGCUGCCUUAUCAUGGUGAGCUUCUUAAGAAGUUUUGUGCUGAAAAGAAAGAAUUCCAAUUUCAUGGUGUCGAGACCUGGCCUCCUCCAUCCUCUGCUGCAGCUGAUCAUAUCAGCCUCACGCGACUUUUGGAAUUCACCGAACGCCAUAGACCUAACUACCAGAGACCCUCGCUUGUGUUGACAGUGCAGAUCUACAGAUCUGAAUCCGGUGAUCAGAUCAACGGCCACCACGGUGACGCGACUGUCACUGACGAUUCAGAUGAACGGCCUCCACUUGCUGUUGCAGAGUCGGUCACAAAAAGACAGAUCCACGGCGACAUCGCCAGAUCUGUUGAGAUCUGCAGGUCCUUUCUGAUCUGA
Molecule: messenger RNA, 639 nt
Organism: Oldenlandia corymbosa var. corymbosa
Lineage: Eukaryota; Viridiplantae; Streptophyta; Magnoliopsida; Gentianales; Rubiaceae
Source: the annotation of a GenBank genome assembly